AUGUCGGAGGCGAAGGAAGGACUGGUCAAGUUUGCAGAAUAUGCGGAUUGUGUUUCAUUUGAUGACUUCAAAGUCAUUUACUAUGCUCGCUUCUUGGAGAAGGACAAGGCGUACGUAAUCAAGAAGAAGGCCAAGCUGGAGCAAGCGGCAAGCGACAUCCGAUUCCUCAAAACCUUUGCAACUCACGUGAUCAAACAGGAGACAAGAAACUUGUAUGCAUCGUAUUUUAAGAAGUUCUGUGAAUUCUGUAUCGCCAACGAGUAUCCUGAUCCAGCGGUGACGCGUCAUCACGAACUGCCUUCGCUUUUGGUUGCGUUUAUGGAGAGUGUAUCCGCGUCCAGUACCGUUUCCAAUCAAACUGCGAAGAAGAUCAGAGCAGCGGUCGCGAACUUUUAUGGCAGUUAUGAGGGCAGAGACGCCGCAGGGCCGGACAAGUGGAUGGUAAUGACAGACGACAGGGGCAACAAAUUUGGCCUUG
Phytophthora nicotianae INRA-310 is the source of this 478-nucleotide messenger RNA. RefSeq lists its product as hypothetical. The transcript is spliced from 2 exons. NCBI's taxonomy places the organism in Eukaryota, Oomycota, Peronosporomycetes, Peronosporales, Peronosporaceae. The annotation marks the transcript as partial. The record is from RefSeq and is a predicted model, not a curated record.